This is a messenger RNA of Trypanosoma brucei brucei TREU927, 273 nucleotides long. RefSeq lists its product as hypothetical. Lineage: Eukaryota; Euglenozoa; Kinetoplastea; Trypanosomatida; Trypanosomatidae. The transcript has a single exon. The record is from RefSeq and is a predicted model, not a curated record. Bases 1 to 273 code for a protein of 90 amino acids.
AUGACGAUUGGACCGUUUGCAAGGAAGGUAUGCUUAAUCCCUGUGCUCCGAUCAGUGCCUCUUAUUAUGCUUCCAUUAUCACAGCGACCAGAAGUGGUUCGAGGACAAAUUCCCGCCACACCCCUAAGGUCGAGGAAAUCUCCUGGCUACGCGUUGCUCAUCUUCAUUUUGGAUUUUCGGUUAUGCGGCAACUGUCCUAUCCGUCUCGCUAAGCGGAGAUGCGCAUCGCAGCGAUUUAAAACCACAGUGAGUGAUCCCCCGACGAUCCAUUGA